AUGGCUGCAGCGAAGGCUACCGAGAUCAAGACCCUCAUCGACGCCAAGGACAUGGACGGGCUUGCGAGGAGCGUCGCCGACUUCAAUGACAAGCAGCGCGCCGAGAUCCACGCCGCGUUCAGGGCGGCUACUGGAAAGACCACCUCCGAGUACCUCGACGCCUCGUUCAAGAACGGGGACUACAAGGACCUCAUGAUGAUCGUCCUCGACGACGAGAUCGACGUCCGCUGCAGGCUGAUCAAGAAGGCCUUCAAGGGCGGGAACGACGAGAGGUGUCUCACGGACACGCUCCUGACGACGACCCCUGAGAUCUACGCAAGGGUCAAGGACAGGUACCACCAGCUCUUCGGGGACGACUUCGAGUCCACGCUCAGGAAGGAGAUCGGCUCCAAGACCGUCUGGGCCCGCAUGGUGAACUCCUGGCUUGCCUUCUGCAGGUCCGCCCGCAACAACGUCCAGGGUGAUGCAGAGGCCCUGAAGACCGCGCUGAUCGGCGUCAAGCACCCGGACACGGACACGGUCAUCCGCCUCCUCGGCACGACCGUCCCCAGCGAGUGGAAGCAGAUUUCCGAGGCGUUCGAGAACAUCGCCAAGAAGACGAUCGAGCAGGCCCUCAUCGAGGCCUACAAGGGCGACGACGAGCUCGCGCUCUGCUGCUGCAACGCGACGCUCCACUGCCCCGCCCGAGGCGCCGCCUACCUCCUGAGCCUGGCCUGCCAGAAGAAGGGCGACACCGACCGCUGCUGCCGCAUCACCGGGAUGCUCUACGACCAGGCGGAGCAGUGCAAGGUCCUCUACGCCCACUACGGGAACUUAGCCAAGGACAUCAGGAAGACGAUGUCCAAGAACCUCGCCGAGGCCUGCUGCGUCCUCUGGCACGUCAUGUGA
Giardia duodenalis is the source of this 888-nucleotide messenger RNA. Its product is annotated as Alpha-7.3 giardin. Gene Ontology annotation, molecular function: calcium-dependent phospholipid binding; calcium ion binding. Bases 1 to 888 code for a protein of 295 amino acids. The record is from RefSeq and is a predicted model, not a curated record. Lineage: Eukaryota; Fornicata; Diplomonadida; Hexamitidae. Gene Ontology annotation, cellular component: cytoplasm. The transcript has a single exon. Gene Ontology annotation, biological process: cytoskeleton organization.